Molecule: messenger RNA, 1851 nt
Organism: Marasmius oreades (fairy-ring Marasmius)
Lineage: Eukaryota; Fungi; Basidiomycota; Agaricomycetes; Agaricales; Marasmiaceae
Exons: 14
Coding region: 1-1851 (616 amino acids)
Source: RefSeq, a predicted model, not a curated record
AUGAGCACAACAGAGCGAUUGAGAAGGCUAAGGACUCUCAUGCUUCACCAAGAGGUCCCGCUUGACUACUAUGUCGUACCAACCGAUGAUGCACAUCAUACCGAGUACGUCGCAGAAAGCGACAAAAGACGUGCAUAUAUAUCCGGGUUUACGGGGUCGGCAGGCCAAGCCAUCAUAACGCGGGACGAGGCUUUUUUAUUGACUGAUUCUCGAUUUUGGUUACAUGCCGAGGAGGAACUCGACAAGAACUGGCAGCUGGGGAAGGUCAGAAGUCCAGGCCUUCCCAAGGAUUGGGUGGAAUGGGUCUCACUUCGUAUACGCGACGGACGACUUGGAAUCGAUCCUCAGACGGUUUCCGUCCAGGAUGCCGGUAUUCUAGAGGCGAACUUGCGCAAACGUAAUUCAAGUGUUGUCUACCCUCCUCAAAAUCUGGUCGACAAGAUAUGGGAAGAAAAGCCAACGGAAAGUAAAGAUCCUGUCUUUCUUCAUCCGUUGGAGUUUGCAGGCGAGGACACGCAGAGUAAGAUGCGGCGUCUGAGGGUAUGGAUGAGGGAACAAGCUCCAGGUAGUCAUGCAUUUGGAGAUUGUGCUCAGGGAUUAGUUGGUACCCUGAUUUCAAGUCUUCCCGAAGUGGCCUACAUGCUGAACAUGCGUGGUUCUGAUAUUGAAUUCAGUCCGUUGUUCCAUGCAUAUCUUUUCGUUGGUAUGGCCGGCGCCAUUGUUUUCCUUGACUCGGUCAAAGUACCUCCAAAUGUUGAUGACUAUUUACGACAUGUUGACGUUGAAAGAAGGGAGUACCGUGAACUGUGGGAGUUUUUGGCGCGCCGUGAAUGGGGAAAGGGCGAUAAAAAAGUUGUCAUAUCUCCCCAGACCUCCGUCACAGUUAUGCGCGCCUUAGGCCCUUCGUCGUACGUUGUGCUUCCGUCGCAGGUGGAGAUCAUGAAGGCCAUUAAGAACGAGACGGAGAUCGAGGGCUUGAAACGAGCGUAUCUGAGAGAUGGUGUUUGUUUUACACGAUUUCUGUCGUGGCUUGAGUCUCAGGUAACGAAGGGAUGCCAACUCACGGAAUGGGAAGCUGCCAGAAAGCUGGAUAGAUACAGAAGCCAUGCAAGCUUCUACCGAGGCUUGGCCUCGGAGAAUAUCAGCGCCAGUGGUCCAAAUGCUGCUCUGCCGCAUUAUGAGCCCUCCAAGGACAACGCUCGGACAAUUGACAGGCAAGCCCCCUAUCUCAAUGACUCUGGCGGGCAAUAUCUUGAUGGUACAUGUGAUACAACACGCACCGUUCAUUUUGGGAGUCCCACUCAAGAGCACCGCGAAGCAUAUACUCGGGUGUUACAAGGCCAUAUAUCCAUCGACACUGCGAUUUUUCCAGAGGAUACGACAGGUCUUCAGUUGGACACCUUAGCUCGUAAGGCACUUUGGGAGGAUGGUUUGAACUACGGGCACGGUUCUGGACAUGGGUUUGGAUCCUUCUUGAUGACACACGAAGGCCCGCAAGGAUUUGGUAUCGACUUUCCAUUUGUGUCAGGUCAUGUAGUCACGAAUGAACCUGGAUUUUACAAGCCCAAGGAGUUUGGCGUGCGCAUAGAGUCUGCAUUGUUGGUAAAAAGAGUCGAGACAAGGAAACAGUUUGGCGGUGAUAUAUGGUUAGGUUUCGAACGGUUGACUUGUGUGCCGAUCCAUACUGUAAUGAUCGAAGCAGAUUUGCUUAUGAGGGAGGAAAAGGAAUGGUUGAAGGAGCACAAUGACCUCUGCCACAGAUUGCUCGCCCCAUGCUUGAAAGAUAAUCAAGAGGCUCUACAGUGGGUCGAGCGGGAGGCGGAAAGGGCAAGAAAAAUCGCUGAGUCUUAA